Messenger RNA from Colletotrichum paranaense, 2934 nucleotides. Its product is annotated as helicase associated domain-containing protein. Bases 1 to 2934 code for a protein of 977 amino acids. Gene Ontology annotation, molecular function: ATP binding; 3'-5' RNA helicase activity; RNA binding. The record is from RefSeq and is a predicted model, not a curated record. Gene Ontology annotation, biological process: mRNA splicing, via spliceosome. Gene Ontology annotation, cellular component: intracellular anatomical structure; spliceosomal complex. The transcript has a single exon. NCBI's taxonomy places the organism in Eukaryota, Fungi, Ascomycota, Sordariomycetes, Glomerellales, Glomerellaceae.
AUGUACGACAACAGAGAUGGAUCAGGGCCCAGCUUCAAGCGCCGGAGGAUAGACGGAGGGCGAUUCCAAGAUUCGGGCCGCUCGACACCGCGCGACGCCCGCGCCGCCGAGACACCGGCAAGAGACGUCCCCGAACCCACCGACGAAGACUCGAAAGCGCUGGAUCGCGACUGGUACAUGGGAGACGAGUUUGGCGGCCACACCUUCGGCGACGACACACACAAUCCUUUCGCCUCGUACUCAUCAUGGGAGGCCGAGAAGCAGGAGGCGGUUAAGGCCGAGAAGAUGACGGGGCGCUUCGACGCGCGCAGGGAGCAGAGGCAGAGGGAAAACGACGCGUGGGAGACGAAUCGCAUGCUCGUCUCGGGUGUCGCGCAGAGGAGGGAUAUGGGUGCCGAUUUCGACGACGAGGAGGCGACGAGAGUCCACCUUUUGGUGCACGAUCUGCGGCCUCCGUUCCUCGAUGGACGAACCAUCUUCACAAAGCAGCUGGAACCCGUGCCGGCUGUCCGCGACUACCAGAGCGACAUGGCUGUGUUUAGUCGGAAGGGAAGCAAGGUGGUGAAGGAGUCACGCCAGCAGCGGGAACGGCAGCGGCAGGCGCAGGAGGCUACGAGCAUGGCUGGAACGGCUUUGGGAAACUUGAUGGGUGUGAAGGAGGACGACGGCGACAGCGCGUUGCCUGUGGCGUCGGAGAACGAUGCGAAGAAGGAAGGAGAGAAGGAGGAGACGAACGAGAACAGCAACAAAUUCAGCGACCACAUGAAGAAGGAUGAUGGGGGCAGCAGUGAUUUCAGUCGGAGCAAGACGUUGCGCGAGCAGAGGCAAUACCUACCUGCGUUUGCCGUUCGGGAGGACUUGAUGCGUGUCAUCCGGGAGAACCAAGUCAUCAUCGUGGUGGGCGAGACGGGAUCCGGCAAGACGACGCAGCUGACGCAGUUCCUUUACGAGGACGGGUUUGGAAAGUCGGGCAUGAUUGGGUGCACGCAGCCGAGGCGUGUGGCCGCGAUGAGUGUCGCCAAGCGUGUCUCUGAGGAGAUGGAAGUCAAGCUGGGCAGCACGGUGGGCUACGCGAUUCGUUUUGAAGAUUGUACCAGCAAAGACACCGUCAUCAAGUACAUGACGGACGGUGUCUUGUUGCGCGAGUCGCUCAACGAGCCUGAUCUCGACAGGUACUCGUGCGUCAUCAUGGACGAAGCCCACGAGAGAGCUCUCAACACGGAUAUCCUCAUGGGUCUGUUCAAAAAGAUUCUCCAGCGACGGCGAGAUCUGAAGCUCAUCGUCACGUCUGCGACGAUGAAUGCGAAGCGCUUCUCCGACUUUUACGGUGGAGCGCCGGAGUUCAUCAUCCCAGGCCGAACUUUCCCCGUCGAUGUCAUGUUCCACAGGUCACCGGUCGAGGACUACGUGGAUCAGGCGGUUCAGCAGGUCCUGGCCAUCCACGUGUCCAUGGACCAGGGCGACAUCUUGGUAUUCAUGACGGGACAAGAAGAUAUCGAGGUCACCUGCGAGCUGAUCCAGAAACGUCUCGAUGCUCUCAACGAUCCCCCGAAGCUAAGCAUCUUGCCCAUUUACAGUCAGAUGCCGGCAGACUUGCAAGCAAAGAUUUUCGACCGCGCGGCGCCAGGUGUGCGUAAGUGCAUUGUUGCGACGAAUAUCGCCGAGACGAGUUUGACGGUCGACGGUAUCAAAUACGUGGUGGAUGCUGGGUACAGCAAGAUGAAGGUGUACAACCCAAAGAUGGGUAUGGACACUCUUCAGAUCACGCCAAUCUCCCAAGCAAACGCGUCGCAACGAUCAGGACGUGCCGGUCGAACAGGACCUGGAAAGGCUUUCCGACUGUUCACGGAGAAGGCGUUCAAAGAGGAGCUCUACAUGCAGACGAUUCCCGAAAUCCAGCGUACGAAUCUGAGCAACACGGUACUCAUGCUCAAGUCCCUGGGCGUCAAGGAUCUACUAGAUUUCGACUUCAUGGAUCCCCCACCACAGGACACCAUCACAACGUCAAUGUUCGAUCUGUGGGCCCUGGGCGCCUUGGACAAUUUGGGAGAGCUGACCACGCUCGGUCGAAAGAUGAGCGCGUUCCCAAUGGAUCCGUCCCUCUCCAAGCUCCUCAUCACGGCCGAGGAAUACGGCUGCAGCGAGGAGAUGAUCACCAUUGUGUCCAUGCUCUCCGUCCCCAACGUCUUUUACCGACCCAAAGAGCGCCAGGAUGAGGCGGAUGCCCAGCGCGAAAAGUUUUGGGUCCACGAGUCGGACCACCUGACGUACCUCCAGGUGUACUCGGCAUGGCGGUCCAACGGCUGCUCAGAUGGGUGGUGCAUCAAGCACUUCUUGCACCCCAAGUCGCUGCGCCGCGCAAAGGAGAUCCGCGACCAGCUGCUCGACAUCAUGAAGAUGCAAAAGAUGGAGAUGCUGAGCUGCGGCAUGGACUGGGACGUCAUCCGCAAGUGCAUCUGCAGCGGCUACUACCACCAGGCGGCCAAGUACAAGGGUUCCGGGGAGUACAUCAAUCUGCGGACCAACCUCGGCGUCCAGCUGCACCCGACGUCGGCGCUGUACGCGGGCCACCCGCCCGACUACGUCGUCUACCACGAGCUCAUCCUGACAUCGAAAGUGUACGUGUCGACCGUCACGGCGGUGGACCCGCACUGGCUCGCCGAUUUGGGCGGCGUGUUUUACUCUGUUAAGGAGAAGGGGUAUUCCGUCCGGGACAAGCGCAUUACCGAGACGGAGUUUAACCGCAAAAUGGAGAUCGAGGCUAAGAUGGCCGAGGAUAAGAAGAGAGAGGCGGACCGGGUGGAAGCGGAGAAGGAGAGGUUGGAGAGGAGGAGGACUGGUGGGAGUGCGGCGGCGGCGGCGGCGGGGAAGAAGAUUGUUACACAUGGGGCUGUGAGGAAGCCUGUUAUUAAGCGAAGGGGUAGAGGCGUUUAG